AUGUGCGAUUUAAACUGGUGUCCUGUUUGUGAUUCUGCUAUUUCAUGCGAAUCUGAUUCCCUUUAUUGUUCAAUUGAUUGCUACAGACAAGAUGCCUCAGAGCAUUUGGGUCAUCAAAUAUUACCUCUGCUACCAAAGACACCCUCUGUGACCCUAUUGAAACCAGAAAGCAUGGACCAUGUACCUGAACUAACAAGGUCCAUAUACACAAGUUCAUCUAUAUCUAUACAAUCAUUACAAAAGAAAUUAUUGUACUAUGGCGAAGAAGAAGAAGAAGAAGAAUGUUGUCUUUACUGUGAAAAACUAAAGAAGGAACAAGAAACACAUAAGCCUAAUCCUAUACCCAUUUUCUUGAAAUAA
Messenger RNA from Gilbertella persicaria, 360 nucleotides. RefSeq lists its product as uncharacterized. Bases 1 to 360 code for a protein of 119 amino acids. The record is from RefSeq and is a predicted model, not a curated record. The transcript has 2 exons. NCBI's taxonomy places the organism in Eukaryota, Fungi, Mucoromycota, Mucoromycetes, Mucorales, Choanephoraceae.